Lipotes vexillifer (Yangtze River dolphin) is the source of this 2032-nucleotide messenger RNA. It is a transcript of the gene AHCYL2, whose product is annotated as adenosylhomocysteinase like 2. Lineage: Eukaryota; Metazoa; Chordata; Mammalia; Artiodactyla; Lipotidae. Gene Ontology annotation, cellular component: cytosol. The transcript is spliced from 17 exons. The coding region runs from base 227 to 1753 and encodes 508 amino acids. Gene Ontology annotation, biological process: L-methionine cycle. The record is from RefSeq and is a predicted model, not a curated record.
AAUAGCUGAUGAGCCACUAACAGAAAUGCCUUAUUAAAUUGGGCUCUACUGCUGGAGGGGUCGUUGGAGUGCUUCAGGGUUUCCAGGGAAGGCACCACCACCAAAACAACGAAAAGAAAAGCUAGCUGGAACCAGAGCCAACAGAAUUGCUGAUGAGGAAAGUUUAAAGGCCUAGACACAAGGGCCCCUGGACUGGAGAGGUGGCAGUAGGGCUGGUGAUGUCACUAUGCUGAGCAACAAGAAGAAAUACAUUGUCAAUGGCAACUCUGGGAUUAAAGCCCAGAUCCAAUUUGCUGACCAGAAGCAAGAAUUCAACAAACGUCCCACCAAAAUUGGACGUCGCUCUCUGUCUCGCUCCAUUUCUCAGUCAUCUACUGACAGCUAUAGCUCAGCUGCUUCAUAUACAGAUAGCUCUGAUGAUGAGACAUCUCCCAGGGACAAGCAGCAAAAGAACUCUAAGGGAAGCAGUGACUUCUGUGUCAAGAACAUCAAACAGGCGGAGUUUGGACGAAGAGAAAUUGAAAUUGCUGAACAAGAAAUGCCGGCACUGAUGGCUUUAAGGAAGAGAGCUCAAGGAGAGAAACCUUUGGCCGGAGCCAAAAUUGUGGGUUGCACACACAUCACUGCUCAGACUGCUGUGCUUAUGGAAACUCUGGGUGCUCUGGGGGCACAGUGCCGAUGGGCUGCCUGCAAUAUCUAUUCCACUCUCAAUGAAGUGGCUGCUGCUCUAGCAGAAAAUGGAUUUCCUGUGUUUGCCUGGAAAGGAGAGUCAGAAGAUGACUUCUGGUGGUGCAUUGAUAGAUGUGUGAAUGUGGAGGGCUGGCAGCCAAACAUGAUCUUGGAUGAUGGAGGGGAUCUUACUCACUGGAUUUAUAAGAAGUAUCCCAACAUGUUUAAGAAAAUCAAGGGCAUAGUGGAAGAGAGUGUUACUGGAGUCCACAGGCUGUACCAGCUAUCCAAAGCUGGGAAGCUAUGUGUUCCAGCCAUGAAUGUCAAUGACUCAGUCACCAAACAGAAAUUUGACAACCUCUACUGUUGCCGUGAAUCAAUUCUGGAUGGACUUAAAAGAACAACAGACAUGAUGUUUGGUGGGAAGCAGGUGGUAGUCUGUGGCUAUGGAGAGGUGGGGAAGGGGUGCUGUGCUGCCUUAAAAGCUAUGGGCUCCAUUGUGUAUGUAACUGAGAUUGACCCCAUCUGUGCUCUUCAAGCCUGUAUGGAUGGAUUUCGACUGGUGAAAUUAAAUGAGGUCAUCCGACAAGUGGAUAUUGUUAUUACCUGUACAGGUAACAAGAAUGUGGUAACCAGAGAGCACUUAGACCGUAUGAAGAAUAGCUGUAUCGUUUGUAACAUGGGACAUUCCAACACGGAGAUUGACGUGGCGAGUCUUCGGACACCAGAACUGACCUGGGAGCGAGUGAGAUCCCAAGUUGACCAUGUAAUAUGGCCUGAUGGCAAGAGGAUAGUGUUGCUGGCAGAGGGCCGUCUGCUAAACCUAAGCUGCUCCACAGUGCCUACAUUUGUGCUCUCGAUCACCGCAACUACUCAGGCUCUUGCCUUGAUAGAACUCUACAAUGCUCCUGAGGGUCGCUAUAAGCAGGAUGUCUACCUGUUGCCCAAGAAAAUGGAUGAGUAUGUGGCCAGCCUACACCUGCCCACCUUUGAUGCCCACCUGACCGAGCUGACAGAUGAACAGGCCAAGUAUCUGGGGCUCAACAAGAAUGGGCCCUUCAAGCCUAAUUACUACAGGUAUUAAGUUCCUGUAACUCAAGCCAGAAGAAGUUUUAAGGAAUAGAACUCCAAGUCUUUUCUCCACUCCUAUACAGGAAAGAACCCAGCAAGCUGCUUCUCCGAUCAGCUGCCUGCCGUGCUCACCCUAUAUGUUAGGUUAUUUAUUUAUUAACCUAAAUAAUAAAUGUCGCCUUGGCCCAGAGUGUGGUGGCUGUCCUGAGGGCUGUGAGAGCCUCAGAGGACAGGCUGAGGAAGGAAAGAAAUGGGGUUCCCAGUGGAUCUUUUGAGUCAUUCCCCAUUGACU